Messenger RNA from Phyllotreta striolata, 2029 nucleotides. The record is from the annotation of a GenBank genome assembly. Lineage: Eukaryota; Metazoa; Arthropoda; Insecta; Coleoptera; Chrysomelidae.
CUCAACGAAUUUUUUCUAAUAUUAACAGAACUAACUACUCUAUCGUUCUUAAAAUGUCCCAAAAGAAAUUAGUAAAACGCGUCAACAGCUCCAAAAAUCAAUACCCACCUGCAUCGCAUCCGAAAAAUGAUAACCAAAAAAUAAAGGACAAUUCAUUGGUAGUUCUCGAAGAAUUAGUCCAAUGCAGCGUCUGCUUAGAAAAAUUAAAGGACCCGCGCAUUCUUCCUUGCCAACACUCGUUCUGUUUCGUAUGUUUAAAAUCACUCGUGACAGCUAAAAACCUCGUCAAAGUAGGAGCCCAGUUGGAAAUGUCCCAGAAUAUCAAGGCUAUGUCAUGUCCUGUGUGUAAAAAGGAAGUUCCACUAACAAACGGCAUCGAUUCUCUAGCCGAAUUACCCAAGAAUUUGCAAGCAGAAGCCAUAUUGAAACUCCUCAACGGCGAAACGGCGAAUUCUUCAUCCAGAAACGACGAUUUUCGAUGCGUGAAAUGCCAGACGGUUUCCGAAAGACAGAAAGGAGAGCACAUUUGUCAGCAUUGUUUACAGAUUUUCUGUUCGAUAUGCUGGAUGGAGCACCUGUCGGAGCUGGACUCCAAUCUCAACAUGCUGAUCAAGCAAAUGGAAGAGGCCCGCUCCAGAUUGGAGCACAAAGGCCAGAAUUUCGCCGGCAGGUGCGAUCAGGUCAUCGACACGAUCAAGCAGAACAUUAAGGAGAAAAUCGAGAAGAUCAAACAGUCGGAGGAACGCGUUCUCCUCGAAAUGGACUCCAUCAAGCGGGAGAGCAACGUCCUGCGCGACAUUAUCUACACCAGAAUGGAUGAACUCAAAAACAAAAUCGAAGUGGCUAUUAAAGACGACAAGCAGAGCAAACACAAGAUCAGUAAUUAUAUGAACGUGCAUCGAGAAACAGCGAAGCUCUUCGAAGAAAUCUACCAAUACGGCGAUGCUAGGAUCGUGUUCGACUCGGACAAAAUCAAAAUCGAUCAGGACAAAGAAGGAAUUUACCAGGACAUUAACGACAAGGAUAACGCCGUCGAGGAGAGCGUCGAAAACCCGUUCAAAGAUGUCGCUUCGAUGGUCAAACAUUACAAAUCCCGGAGCUUCGUGCCGAAAUUGUUGUGGUCCAAGUGCCCGAGACCCGAAGGCGUCAACAUACCCCCGUGGGACCCCACUAAAAUCUACGUGGCCGCAACCGAUACGAAAAACAUCCUGGUUAUCGACAAGCAGAAGUUUAAGUUGAUCAAGAAGAUCAACAACCCGGAGAUGCUUUGUCCGACUAACAUAGCUUUUUCCAAAAAGUACGAGGAAAUGUUCGUUACCGACAGGUGGAAGAAUUGCGUGCACGUUUUUUCGAGCGACGGCGAGUACUUGACGAAUUUCAACGAAUUCGGUUUGAAGAGGCCCGACGGGAUAGCCGUUGGGCCCGAUGACGAAAUUAUCGUCUGCGAUACCGGCAACAACAGGAUUUUGGCCAUUAACAGCGAAUCUGGAGAGGUGCUUUAUUCCAUUGGUAAUGGAAAGCUCCAUAUACCUACGAGCGUAGCCGUGCACGGGGAUAAAUUAAUAAUCGCCGAUACGGGCAACAACAGAGUUAAAAUCUUCAACAGGGAAGGCGAUUUGUUGCAGGAAAUCGGCGCUUUCGGCAGGAACAAAGGCGAAUUUCGAUCCGCUGAAGUGGUGGCCGUAGAUUGUUUCGGAUUUAUCCUGGUAGGAGACGCAGGAAAUGCAAGGAUUCAGGUGUUUCAACCCGACGGGAAAUUCGUUAGGAUCUUCGGAGGCACUGAAGGAUUUGAAUGGAUUUCUGGUAUAUACGUUACUCCGGAACUGGAUAUUAUUUGCACGGAUAAGAGAAAACGAACUUUAAGAAUAUUUUAAAAUUCAAAACAAGUAUAGAGAUAUCUCUGUGAGAGUAUAUUAUAUUAGCAAUAAUUUAUAGGUAUUAAGCAAGUAGUAUAAUUUUUCUUUAGCACAAACUAUUGUGAUCAUAUAAAUAGCAGUUACUCAACAUUGUUUUAAUUACACAGAACGAU